Molecule: messenger RNA, 1617 nt
Organism: Brenthis ino (lesser marbled fritillary)
Lineage: Eukaryota; Metazoa; Arthropoda; Insecta; Lepidoptera; Nymphalidae
Source: the annotation of a GenBank genome assembly
AUGGAUUUCAUUUUCACAUGGCUCAUAACAUUCGUUUUGGGAUUUUGGAUAUUUAAAAAAAUAAGCCAGUGGAAGGGACUACCACCAGGCCCUUGGGGCUUACCAAUCGUUGGCUAUUUGCCAUUUUUAGAUAGAGACCAACCGCAUUUGACAUUAACAAAUCUGUCCAAGCAGUUUGGUCCAAUAUAUGGUAUAUCAAUGGGCAAUGUGUAUACUGUUGUACUUUCUGAUCAUAAACUAGUCAGAGAAGCUUUCGCAAAAGAAGUAUUUUCUGGACGGGCCCCAUUAUAUCUGACACAUGGAAUAAUGAAAGGAAAUGGUAUCAUCUGUGCUGAGGGAAUACUUUGGAAAGACCAGCGUAAAUUAAUAACGUCAUGGCUAAAAAGUUCUGGAAUGAGUAAGCAUAGCGUGGCUCGUGAUAAAUUGGAGGAACGUAUUACUGCUGGUGUCACCGAGCUAUUAAGAGACAUAAAAGGAGAAUCGGGAGCAACUAUUAAUUUAACUAAUUUGAUCACAAAUUCAUUGGGAAAUGUUGUUAAUGAUGUUAUUUUUGGCUUUAAAUUUCCACAAGAAGAUAAAACAUGGCAAUGGUUUAGAAAAAUUCAAGAAGAAGGAUGUCAUGAAAUGGGUGUAGCAGGCGUUGUAAAUUUUCUGCCAUUCAUACGAUUUAUAUUCCCGUCUAUUCAAAACACUAUGGAAGUAUUAAUUCGCGGACAAGCUCAAACUCAUCGAUUGUAUGCUAGUAUUAUAGCUAAACGUCGAAAAAUGCUUGGCUUAGAGAUUCCGAAAAAUGCAGAAUUUGCAGAACAUUCUGAAAUUUUUAAUGAACAUCCCGAAGGGUUUAUAAAAUGUAUCAAAUAUAGUAAACAUACAUCUUCUGCAGAAGUUCAUUAUUUUGAUCCAAAUGUCCUUAUUCCUUCGGAAGAAGAAUGUAUAUUAGAUAAUUUUUUACAAGAACAAAAGAGAAGAUAUGACAAUGGUGAAGAAUAUUCUUAUUUUAUGAGGGAUGAACAGAUGCAUUAUCUUUUGGCGGAUAUGUUUGGUGCGGGUCUAGAUACAACCGCGGCAACACUUUCAUGGUAUUUAUUAUAUAUAGCUUUAUUCCAAGAAGAGCAGGAAAAAGUAAGAAAAGAAAUUUUAUCUGUUUAUCCUGAGGAAUGUCAGAUUGAACAUACAAAACUGCCUUACCUUAUGGCUACGAUUUGUGAAGCACAACGUAUACGUUCAAUUGUUCCAGUAGGCAUUCCUCAUGGAUGCUUACACGAUACAUAUCUAGGAAAUUAUAGAAUUCCAAAAGGUACAAUGGUCGUGCCUCUACAGUGGGCAAUUCAUAUGGAUCCUAACGUAUGGGAAGAUCCUGAAGACUUUAAGCCAACUAGAUUCCUUGAUGAACAUGGAAAUUUGUUAAAACCUCAAGAAUUUAUACCAUUUCAAACUGGAAAACGCAUGUGUCCUGGAGAUGAACUUUCUCGUAUGCUAUCCGCCGGACUAAUAGUGCGUCUAUUGCGAUCGUUUCGAGUGCGCCUUGUUUCCGAUCCUCCCACGACUAAAGAAAUGCAAGGAAAGGUCGGUGUGACUUUAUCAGCCCCAGACGUUUUGUUUAUUUGUGAAAGCCUA